Clonostachys solani is the source of this 1788-nucleotide messenger RNA. NCBI's taxonomy places the organism in Eukaryota, Fungi, Ascomycota, Sordariomycetes, Hypocreales, Bionectriaceae. The record is from the annotation of a GenBank genome assembly.
GUUUACAGCGAGAACAGUCAAAAUCCAUCGGGAACACCCGAAGGCAUUCAAUUAGAUGCCUUGCCGGAUCAUCCACCACAGCAUUCAAUGCGCAUGUUCAGGGAGGCGGUCCCUGUUGAACAGCUCAUCGGGACAGAGCUUCCGCCUCCUGCUGUUGUCGAGUGCCUGCUCGAAAGCUUCUCGGCGUCUGUGGCUUGGUACCUGUCUUUUUUCCAUGAGCCGUCUCUGCGCGCGCGGCUGCAAGGCAUUACUGAUGCGGGACGAGCAAGAACUGAAGACACGUCUUUUCUACUGCUGGUGCUUGUCGUCCUCGCCAUUGGCGCCCAAUACAUCACAGCCGAGCAGAAGUGGCGGCACUUUGGGUUCGAGUUUGACACGACCAAUAUGCAGGAUCGUCUUAUUGGAAUUGUUGAGACCAAGCUACUCAUUGUAUUGGAUGAAUCAAGCACGUCCUCGGUAUCGCUGUUCAACCUGCUUGGAUCGUACUACAUAUUCAACCGUAAAACAAGACGGGGCUUCACAUUCAUAGGAGCUGCAGUGCGAGUAGCUCAAAUGAUGGACUUGCAUAACGAAUCGACUUGGGGCGAAGUCGAUUCCACCGAGAGGCAAGCCCGCAGACAUGCUUGGUGGACUCUUUAUACCAGUGACAGGUUCACAGCGCAAGUCUUUGGUCGGCCGGCCGCUAUCCAGGACAUUGACAUGCAUGUUCACUACAAUGCAACCGACGACCAAGGCGACGACGCACAACGUGGUGGUGAAGACGACGAAGCUCAUGAUGACGCGCAAAGACUUGUUGAUAGGGAGAUGUAUCAAGUGUAUAAAGCCAAGCUUUAUCAGAUAGCAACACCCCUUACUAGAGGCAUGCAGCCCUCCAAGGGUCAAGCUACGAAUGAUUUAAUUCAACAAGUCCAGGGUGUGCAUCAGCAACUGCUUGAAUGGGAGAAGAGUCUACCGCCUAAGCUGAGGUUGCAGUCAUUCGAGGAGACCCAAUUUAGCUACUCCAAAGACUCGCCUUUAUCGACUCUGAACCUCCAGGCUCUAGCACUUCAAGUCUCCUACGACAACAUGCAACUGCUGUUACACCGACCUGUGGUUAUUAGCAGACACUUGGGCAAACCAACCGGGACAGCCCACGGGCCAACAGAUGAAGACUUCAUCUUGACAUCAAGGCGCCAAUGUUGGUCGUCCGCACUCCGCAUGUCUUACCUUGUUAAGCACAAAGCGGCUCUGGAGUUCGCUAACAAUACACCAAUGGGAGCACAUAUCGGUAUGCACGGCUUUGCUGCUGGCGUUAUGCUGGCUGUCUUCGCACUUCUCAGUCCCGUGUCGAAUCAAGCCCAGGAGGCAAAACAAGGUCUGAGCCGGCUGCUCGAUAUCCUUACCUCGAGUCAGUCGUGGAAUCCCGUCCUCACCCAGAGCGCAGCGAUCCUCAAGGAUCUACUGAGACUCAUUAUGGAGAAGGAACUCAAGCUUUUGGUAGAGCCGAACCAUGACCGCGUAGGAAGCAAGUUGCCCGAGAGGGGUGCAGCUGCCAGCCAUGGUUUGCCCCAAACGAGCAUGCCGCGGGACCAGCUCGGGGCUGGCCCUAGUCAUCAUGGCCCGGUAACCCUAUCCUCACCUCCGUCAUUCUCCUCCUACCCUCAUGAUUUUGGGGAUUGCUUUGCUUUCUUAGCGAAUGGCUCAUUCGACGAGGCAAUGACUUCCUUUCAAGAUGUCUUCCUCGGCGAUGGAACGUCUAUUCUAGGCCAUGAGUUAAAUUGUGAAGCUGAUUCAACAUGGGCCAGCUAA